CCGGCGGGUUAACAGUCACAUUGCUAUCUCCCCACACCGUGUACCCAUUCACUGCUAGGAGAACAGACGCAUAAGUCACUCUCCCAAGGAGUCACCACAUGUACCGAGCUUCAUUGUGGGACUGGACCAAAGCUCUAGCAACUCUCACGGGUGAAGCUGUAAACACGCAAAGAAGACGAGCGACAUACAGUAGGAUGAUAUAUAUUCACCGACCUUAGAGCUUGGGAUAAAACAUUCCUUCCCAGUAUACAUUAACGUUUGGCGUGAUCUUGUAGUGAUUACUCCUAUACCGAACUGCUACCCUGCAACAUGUUUAUACAAGUUGAGCCAAGUGAUGAUUCUAGGGACAAUACCAGUGAUCCUAAAGACAAUACCAAUCAGAAGUCCAAGUUCACAGCCUCUCUCUUCCAGUAUGUUCGAACAGUGUUUUGCUUAGGGGGAAUGUUCUGUGGAGAAGGUAACAACACGAGAAGGUGGAAGAAGAAGGUUGCCCUACUCAUUUUUGUUGUAUACCUAGUACACAUUCCACUGUAUUCUAUCGCAAUAUACGAUCGCUUCACGAAAUCAGAAAACACAACGGGACUCAUUGGUUUUCUAAUGAUAUGCGUAGCCGACAUCUACCUCAGCUUUGUGGGUUUGGUCAAAAUGCCAAAAGCCCUGAUGGAUUUUGAACAGGUGUUCAACCUGUAUAAGGAAAAGUACAAAUCGAAUUUUGUUACCUCUAACAGAUUAAAAAGGCUUAGAAUAAUGAUUGCACUCACAUUGGUAAAUAGUGUGGUGUUUGGUCCAGUUCAAAUGUUCCUUUACAGACACAACAAGGCUAUUCUAUGUGACGUGUAUCCUUCGUGUAAUCUCCCUGACAACUGGAAAUACUUUGGAUUCACUUUAAAUGCCAUUUUUAGCUUUAUGGGACAUAUACAAUGGCAAGGACACUUUCUCGUAUGUGUGAUUUUCACCACCUUUCUGCUACAGGAAUUCGAGGCUCUUGCUAAGAAGUUCAAGGAUUUAUCCAUAUCCAGUGUCGAGAAUAUAGAAAAGGAAUUCGAAGUUCUUGUUGAGCAUCACGAAUGCUUAGUGGAUGUGUUGAAUGGGACGAAUGACUGCAUGUGUCACUACAGCUUUGUUAUAAUAUUUUUAGCUGUACCCACAAACUGUCUGUUUCUGUAUCAUGCCAUGUCUAAAUCGUUGACAGAACCGGAACUGAUUUUCUUGUGUUGUAUUGUAACGAUGGCACUUACAUUUGUCGGCGUUAAAGUGUUCCUUGAAGCGUUUGUCAGUUCAAAGGCUCAUGAUCCCCUGAGAUAUAUAUGGAAAGUGAGGAAAGGGAUUAUUUCUGAAAGAGGACGACAAACUCUUGAUCUGUUCGUGACCAGACUUACUGGGGAAACUAUCGGCUACAACGUCUACGGCCUCCUCUCCAUCACUAUGCCAACACUACUUGGGAUUGUAGGGACUCUGGCAACGUAUAUCAUCGUGGUUGUACAGUUCAGACCGACAGACGCUCCUCUGUGUCAUCCAACCCUGGUGAGGAACGUCACGGACUGAGGCACACCAUCUGUACGAUGAGGAUUUGGUUUAUUGUGCCACAUGACUUAAGCAAAGGCCU
Haliotis rufescens (red abalone) is the source of this 1606-nucleotide messenger RNA. RefSeq lists its product as uncharacterized. The transcript has 4 exons. Gene Ontology annotation, cellular component: dendrite; membrane; axon. Lineage: Eukaryota; Metazoa; Mollusca; Gastropoda; Lepetellida; Haliotidae. Gene Ontology annotation, biological process: sensory perception of taste. The coding region runs from base 310 to 1545 and encodes 411 amino acids. The record is from RefSeq and is a predicted model, not a curated record.